Molecule: messenger RNA, 2207 nt
Organism: Mesitornis unicolor (brown roatelo)
Lineage: Eukaryota; Metazoa; Chordata; Aves; Mesitornithiformes; Mesitornithidae
Gene: COPB2
Product: coatomer protein complex, subunit beta 2 (beta prime)
Exons: 15
Biological process (GO): retrograde vesicle-mediated transport, Golgi to endoplasmic reticulum; intra-Golgi vesicle-mediated transport; endoplasmic reticulum to Golgi vesicle-mediated transport
Cellular component (GO): COPI vesicle coat
Molecular function (GO): protein binding; structural molecule activity
Source: RefSeq, a predicted model, not a curated record
GAACUGUGCGCAUUUGGCAUUCAAGCACUUACCGCCUGGAAAGUACCCUCAACUACGGUAUGGAGAGAGUGUGGUGUGUGGCCAGUUUAAGAGGAUCCAAUAACGUGGCUUUGGGAUAUGACGAAGGCAGCAUUAUCGUUAAGCUUGGUCGUGAAGAACCUGCUAUGUCCAUGGAUGCAAAUGGAAAAAUAAUUUGGGCUAAACAUUCAGAAGUCCAACAGGCUAACUUAAAAGCUAUGGGAGAUGCUGAAAUCAAAGAUGGAGAAAGAUUGCCGCUGGCUGUAAAGGAUAUGGGGAGCUGUGAAAUCUAUCCUCAGACAAUUCAGCACAACCCUAAUGGCAGGUUUGUAGUAGUGUGUGGUGAUGGCGAAUACAUCAUCUACACGGCGAUGGCUUUGAGAAACAAGAGCUUUGGUUCUGCACAGGAGUUCGUAUGGGCACAUGAUUCUUCAGAAUAUGCAAUCAGGGAGAGCAACAGUGUUGUAAAGAUAUUUAAAAACUUCAAGGAGAAGAAGUCAUUCAAACCUGAUUUUGGAGCAGAAGGUAUCUAUGGUGGUUUCCUGUUGGGGGUCAGAUCUGUUAAUGGUUUGGCAUUCUAUGACUGGGAAAACACAGAAUUGAUUCGCAGAAUUGAAAUUCAGCCCAAACACAUUUUCUGGUCUGACUCGGGUGAGCUUGUCUGCAUUGCUACAGAAGAGUCCUUCUUCAUUCUGAAAUACCUAUCAGAAAAAGUUGCAGCAGCCCAAGAAACACAUGAAGGUGUCACUGAAGAUGGAAUUGAAGAUGCUUUUGAGGUUCUCGGUGAGAUUCAGGAGAUUGUGAAAACAGGCCUGUGGGUAGGUGACUGCUUUAUUUACACCAGUUCUGUGAACAGACUCAACUACUACGUUGGAGGAGAAAUUGUCACUAUUGCCCAUUUAGACAGAACAAUGUAUCUUUUGGGGUACAUCCCUAAGGACAACCGCCUUUAUUUGGGUGAUAAAGAGCUAAACAUUGUUAGCUACUCUUUGCUGGUCUCCGUGCUUGAAUAUCAAACUGCUGUGAUGAGAAGAGAUUUCGGUAUGGCUGACAAAGUUCUUCCCACAAUUCCCAAAGAACAGAGAACCAGAGUUGCACAUUUUCUUGAAAAACAGGGCUUCAAACAACAAGCCCUUGCAGUAUCUACAGAUCCAGAGCAUCGUUUUGAACUUGCACUUCAGCUUGGAGAAUUAAAAAUAGCGUAUCAGCUUGCAGUGGAAGCAGAGUCGGAACAGAAAUGGAAGCAACUUGCUGAGCUUGCCAUUAGUAAAUGCCAGUUUGGCUUGGCCCAGGAGUGUCUCCACCAUGCACAAGACUACGGAGGACUCCUGCUCCUGGCUACAGCUUCAGGAAAUGCUAACAUGGUGAAUAAGUUAGCUGAAGGAGCAGAGAAAGAUGGCAAGAACAAUGUCGCAUUUAUGAGCUACUUCCUGCAAGGAAAGCUUGAUUCGUGUUUGGAACUUCUGAUUAAAACCGGGCGUCUCCCAGAAGCUGCUUUUCUCGCACGGACGUACUUGCCAAGUCAAGUUUCAAGGGUUGUGAAACUGUGGCGGGAGAAUCUCUCUAAAGUCAAUCAAAAAGCUGCUGAGUCCCUUGCUGAUCCUACAGAAUAUGAAAAUCUUUUCCCUGGAUUAAAGGAAGCUUUUGUGGCUGAAGAGUACGUGAAACAAAGCCUUGCUGACUUGCGGCCAGCCAGGGAAUACCCCCUUGUCACUCCAAAUGAAGAAAGAAACUUACUUGAAGAAGCAAAAGGAUUUGAGCCUUCUGGAGUAAUGGCAUCUCAGAAGAAGGCUGAAGAACCCAUUCCAUCUCUUAAACCAGAAGUGAUGAAGACAGUUUUGCAGAAUUCUGAUCAGCUUCCAACAAGAGACCAAAAGACACUGCUGGACUUGGAAGAUGACUUAGAUAACUUGGAUCUGGAGGAUAUUGAUACCACAGAUAUCAAUCUGGAUGAAGAGAUCUUAGAUGAGUGAACUUACUUUUUAGAUGACCAAAUCAAUUACUUCAAACAAAAGAAUGAAGUUCUGUGGACUAUGUGCUCCAAGUUAAUUUGUUUUUUAUAUACUGCAAGUGAACCAUGUACGUGUAGGAAGAAGGGUUGACCCAGAAACUGCAUAAAACAUCAGCUUCCAGUAUGUUGAAAUUCAGGAUGUAGGCCUGUUCCAGUACAUACUAAUGAUGUUUUCCUU